CCAAGGGACAUGCAGGCGUCCGGGGCGCCCAAGGGGGGCCACUCAAGGGGAGAGGCCUCGUUCACCUUCCCCAGGUACGAGAGCGCUUGUCCCCGUUGGAGUGUGAUGGACCAGCGUUGCCGGAACUGGCUGAGCAGUUUUGCGGCUUGGUAGGAGCUGGGGUCGGCGUUGAAAAGGCGGCGGGCGGCCGUGUGUGCCAGGAGUUUGAGGAAGAUGAGUCCUGCUUUGGCGGCAAGGCGGUGGAGGCACUCGCCCACGGCGAUGGGGCGCGUGCCUCCGUCGGGUUUAGGGAAGGCGAGUAGGCGGCUGGCUGUGAGGAGUGCUGCUACGUCAGGAGUGGAGUCGCCCCGCAGCAAUUGAGUUACGAGGAUGUGGAGCUUGCUGGCGACGGCGCUGUUGGCGAGGGCUGCAUCGCGAAUGUGUUCGAAGCACAUUCCCGAGGGGCCCGCGCCGACCCCGUUUUCGCUGCGACUCAGUAACCUGGUGAAUUCUGCGAGCGUGAGGGAGGGGGGGACCUCCGACUCGUCGAUGUGUGGCCAAGCGAGUGACUCAGCCUUUUCCAGCCCCAAGUGGCGUGGGCGGCACAUGCACAAGGCAGAGGCGCUUCUGAGGGAGACCAGGGAGAGGAGGGAAAGGAGCAAAGGAAGGAACCAGCAGCCACGUCAGCAGCGCAGCUCGGGCCCGCUGGUCCACAUGUACGCGUCGCUGGUGCGGCAUUAUGCCAGGGAGGGCCACGUCAGCAAGGUGGUAACCCUGUUACAGCAGAUGAGGGACGACCUGGCCGCAUCGGGACGAAAGGUGCCGCCCCAAGCUACAGAAGCCGUGGUUUUUGCGUGUGCUCGGGCUGUAUACAGGAGCCGGAAGAGGAGGGAGAAGGUGGGAUCAGGGGGAGGUGUAGCUUCAGACUCGGGUGCUGCAGCCAUGGGAGCGAGUAUGGGUGCUGAUGUCAGGGAGAAGGGGGGAGAGGGCAGCGAGUUUGGUGUGAGAGGAGUGGGUAAUGGAGGGGCGGGCGAGGAGGAAGGGGAAGUGCCUGCUGAUGCUCUAGUGGACCAUGCAUCCGCUGCCAUGCAAGAACUUGCAGGUAUGAGGCGAGCAUGGGUGCAUGGCCGCAUGUCAUGGUGCUACAAGGGGGGGAGGAGGAGGAAGGGGAAGGGCGGAUGGGCGGUAUGGGUGCAGGAAGGGUGGGAGAGUGGGAGGGAGGAGAAUGGGGCAGGGCGACAGCAGCAGCAGCAGCAGCAGCAGCAGGCGCUAACGCUGGUGCGAAUCUGCCCGGCUUGCGGGCGUGCAAUGCAUACCUGGCAGCGCUCACAGGCGCGGCUGCUAAAGCAGCGGCGGAGGGGCGAGGAGAGGAGGCAGCGCGGUGGGGGGAGGAGGCAGAGGCGUUUUUUUCGGGAGAUGCUGCGGGCAGAGAGAGGGCCGCUGACUGCGGCCUUCAACUCGCUGCUGCAGAUGUACCUCCACCAGUCGCGCCUGAAUGACCUCGAGAGGCGCUUCCAAGGCAUGAAGGAGGUGGGGUGCAUCCCCGACCGCACGUCCUACCACCUGCGCCUGGCAGCGCACAUCAAAGCCGGGAACCUCGGCAUGGCAAAGAGAAUCUUCCUGGAAAUGAACUCCAACAAAGAGACAGGCGCAGACGGACACACCUACAACCUGCUCAUAGCAGCGUGCGGAGCAGCAGGCGACACCCGAGCUGUGCGCUCCCUGUAUGUGGAAAUGGUGGGGAAUAGGAAAGACCGGGGGAGGAAACCCGGCAUGGUGUUGGUAGGAGCGGCGAGGGAAGCGGCAGAAGCAGUAGUGGGGAAGCUGAGGGUGUUGAGGGACGAGAGCCGGAGCAUGAAGCUGAGUAAAGAGCAACGGCAGGUGCUUGCAGGGGUGCUGCUGGGCGGUGCGAGGAUUGCUGCGCAGGACAACGAACGGACGUACGAGAUCCACUUUGAGCAGCCGCUGGACAAUCCUGGCCGUGUAGACCUGCUGGAGGCGCUGUUCCGGGCGUUUGGCCCAUGGGCCAGUGCGCCGCCCAGAAACAUGCUCCUGCUCAUGCCGCCCGCGCCUAGUGCGUCGCCUGAUGCUGCCGCCGCCGCUGCCGCUGUUGCUGCUAACACCGCUGCUACCACUGCUGCUGCUGCUGCUGCUGCUGCUGCUGCUGGUGCCUCCGACCCCCUAGCAGCAGCAGGCGUGCAUCCCAUCCGCGUGCGUCACUUUGCCACCAUCCCCCACACGUCCCUGCGCUACCACGCGCAGCGGUACCACCCGCAGGGCAACCGCGCGGUGCCUAAACUCAUCCAGCGCUGGCUCACCCCCAAGACGCUCGCCCACUGGUACAUGUACAGCGGGCGGCGCUGCGAGGACACCGGGGGGAUGAUCCUGCACGCCAAGCAGUAUUCGAGUCGGGACUUGAGAAGGAUUGCGCGGGCGCUUUGUGUGUCGGUGAGGGAUUGUUGGGUGAAGAUGAGGUAUCGGCGGCCUGGGCAACGGGCGCAGAUGGGGAGGGUGGCUUUGGAAAGUCCGUGGGAUGCGCCGAACCUGAUUCGGUUCGGCGGAGCCACGGCGACGAGGCUGUGGAAGUUCAUGGAGGGGCAUGUGCUGCCGAGCCUGAGGGACGAGCUUCGGCCGGGCGUGAGGAUGAGGUUUGGGGGAGGUGAUUCACGGGCGGGUGGUGCCAGCAGGCUUGAUGUCAGGGGAGGUGGUUUGGUGGAAGAGAGUGGGGAGAGAGAAUGUGGUGGGGAGGUGGAAAAGGAUGGGGGUUGGGAGGAGGAAGUGGGGGAAACGAUGGUGGGGGGUGGGGGGUUGAUGGGUAGAGAGGGGAAAGAGGGUGGGGAGGUGUGGUCUGAUGAUGCAUGGGGUUCAGAUGGGUCGGAUGAGGUGGGAAGAGAUGAGGAUGAGGAAGAGGACGACGAGGAGGAUGAGGAUGAAGAGGAAGAGGAAGGGGAGGACGAUGAGGACGAUGAGGGCGAUGAGGAUGAGGAGGAUGAAAAUGAUGUUGACGAUGAUGGAGAUGAGGAUUGGGAGGAGGACGAAGAAGCGGAAUCUGACCAUCACAGAGAGGAGGGCGGUGGCUUGAAAUGGGAGCGGGAAGCAGAGGGGAAGGAGCAGGAAAGUUUCCUCGUCAAGCCUAAAGGCGGUGACGAUUCAAGGCAGGGAGGACAGCACGGGCUAAAAGUGGGGGUUGAUACUGCCUCUCAGCUAGGCAUCGAGAACCGGGAAGGGAGAGGCUCAGAGCCUGGCGGGUUCGAGAGGAGGAGAGGGGUUCGGGGAAGGGGGAGGGAGAAGGAUACGAGGGAGGAGAUCGGGCUGAAUGAGUGGAUCCCUUUGGAGCUCGCUCUUUAUAUGGAGAAGGUGCAGACCCCAGUGUUCAAGAAGAAACCCAAGAAGCGAAGGUAGUAGCUUGUGUUUGGGGGCUUUAAUCUGUAAGGAGACGGUUCAAAGUUUGUGCUUGCUUUAAGAAAAACAAGUGGAUCCCAUUGGUGCCUGCUCUGAAAGAGGAAAAUUGCGCAAGCCAAGGUACGGUAUUCACGAUUCCCAAGGAAUGAACGCGACUUUUAUUA
This is a messenger RNA of Closterium sp. NIES-67, 3545 nucleotides long. Lineage: Eukaryota; Viridiplantae; Streptophyta; Zygnematophyceae; Desmidiales; Closteriaceae. The record is from the annotation of a GenBank genome assembly.